Molecule: messenger RNA, 2004 nt
Organism: Adineta ricciae
Lineage: Eukaryota; Metazoa; Rotifera; Eurotatoria; Adinetida; Adinetidae
Source: the annotation of a GenBank genome assembly
AUGUCUAACAAGAAACGUAUAAGACGAUUUGGUACACGUUCCAUCAUGAAAAAACGCGUUCACCAAAGUAUACAACCAAUAACAGCAUCAUCAAUACAAUCGAAUCCUAUAUCAACAACACAAACAACCACAAUAAAUCCAUCUACAUCUUUAAAACGUUCGUCUUCUGCAUCACAACAGAAGAUUAUCAAAAAGAAAAAAUUAGAUUUAUCAUCGACAUCAUCAAAUUCAAAUAUAAAUAUUCCUAUGGAUGGAUAUACAAUCAUUCAAAAUCAAAUAUUAUUUUCUCUUAUGUCUAAGACAAAUUGCGAAGCUUGUGGAAAUCAUUGGAAUGGAACAAUGAACAUCAACAAGCGUGAAGGUUUAUUUUUGAUUAUAUGUUUUCAAUGUUCAUCAUGUGCAAAUAAAAUCACUAUUGAAACGAGUCCAAAAGUAGUUUCAUCAAAUCGUCGUGAUAUCAAUGUUAGAUCACAAAUAGGUGGACACCUAUGUGGACUCAGACAUGCUGGUUUAUCAAAAUUAGUCGGUAUUAUGAAUCUGCCAAGUCCAGUUCAAGAUGCAAUAUACUCUAAAUGGGAUAAAAAUUUAUUACCUUCAGUAAAAUCAUUUUCAAAUCGGUCCAUGCAAAAAGGUGUUGAAGAAGCUGUAGCUGCUGCAAAUAGUACAGAGCUAAUGGUUAGCGGUGAUGGGUUUUGGCAGACGCGUGGCUUUCAAAGUAGACAAGGUGCAGCAGCUGUUCUUUCUUGUGUUUCAGCACCGAAAGUACUUGAUAUUGAGACAUGCUCAAAAACGUGUAAUGUGUGUGCUCUAUCUGUUAAAAAAUCCGAUCCAGCUAAAUAUAAAGAUAUUAUUAGGUCGCAUCAAUGUGAAACAAAUCACGACAAAAGCUCCGGUGUAAUGGAAUCUCAUGCUGUUCUUACUAUGUUCAAGCGAUCAUUAUCAAAGUAUAGUGUUUAUUAUACACGAUACGUAGGUGAUGGUGAUUCAAAAACAUUUGCUGUUCUGUCAAAAACAACACCAUAUCCAGGAAAAGAAAUAAAGAAAAUUGAAGACUUGAACCACUUCAGCAAAAGAAUGAAAAGAGCAUUAGAAACAAAAAAGCGAGAGCUUGGAAGAAAAAAAUUAUCGGAUGGCAAAACUAUUGGUGGUAAAAAUCGACUUUCAGCUCAAGCAAUUAUUCGGCUUCAAAUGGCGUUUCGGUCCACCAUUAAAAAAUGCAAAAACAAUCUUAAUUUGUUGCGCCAAAGAUCAUGGGCCAUCUUCUGGCAUAAAUAUUCCACCAACAACGAACCUCAUCACGAAUGGUGUAGUGUAGACUGGUGCGGUUAUUUGAAAUCUAUUCGUGAUGGAACUUCAUAUGACCACACAUCACAUGCUUUACCACGCGCUGUUCUCGAUGUUAUCAAGCCAGUUUUCAAGAACUUAUGUUCUCGAGAAAGUCUUACUCGAGUAAUUGAUGCAUCAAGUUCAAAUCCCAAUGAGGGAUUCCAUUCACUUGUCUGGCUCAUGUCACCGAAACAUAAAGCAUCGUCUGGAACAACGUUUCAAAUUGCUUGUCAUCUUGCUGUUAUCAUAUUUAAUGAUGGUUAUUUAGCACUAGUUAACUUACUCAAUGCUGAAUGCGGUUAUCGUGGUCAUUAUACUGAACAAGCAAUGAUUCAUUUCGACAACAGCCGUCUUCAUACGGAAUCAAAAGAAAUGAACAGAAAAAAAAGAAAAGAAGCAAGUCGUAUUGUGCAGCAAAAUACUGGUAAUGAUAAUGACGAUGGUGAUGGUGGCAGCGAUGGUGAUAGCGAUGGUGGUAGUAGUGGUGUUAAUGACGAUGAUAAUGAAGAGGUUGAAACAACUGAUGGUGAUGAUGAAGAAACAACUGAUGGUGAUGAUGAAGAAACAACUGAUGGUGAUGAUGAAGAAACAACUGAUGGUGAUGAUGAAGAAACAACUGAUGAGAUUCCAUUACACCGGAGCUUUUGUCGUGAUUUGUUUCACAUUGAUGCGACCUAA